GUGGAUGACACGUCCAUUCAUUCUCCACCUCUGACAUUAGUGAGCGCGUUCCACCGUUUCUGCUUAAUCGCUUUCGUGGAGAGAGGGGGCAUUUACAUUCAUAGAAAGCUUGCCAAUAGUGUGAUGCAAAGCCUGACUGAUCUGAGUACGUGCCUCCUGGGAAGGGACGGUGUCAUUGCAUUUGAUCUCGUGUGCGUCCCACAGAGGACUUGAAGCAGCGCGCAGGGCUGGAUGCGUCUGUGCUCCAGUCUAUCCAUGUCUUUUGCGCCACCAGUCGAGCUGUCUUUGCGCGAUAUUUGUCAUUGUUAAUCAUGUGUUUGAAAAAUGCCAAGUUGCUUUGCGAAUGUUUCACGGUUCAGGACUCUUUGCCUUACUGCUGAUGGUGCUGGAGUGGACCCGUCCAGGCCUGUCCUCCCCAUUACGCCCCAUCUGCGACCUGCGCGUCCUCGACCACUACAUUAAGGAGGCAUGGGAUGCAGAAACUGCUAUGAGAGCUUGUAAGGAUGAUUGCAGCAGUGCAACAAACUUCACUGUUCCUCUGACCAGAGUUGAUUUUGAUGUCUGGGAAGCGAUGAAUAUAGAGGAGCAAGCUCAGGAGGUCAAGUCAGGCAUUCACGUGCUGAACGAGGCCAUCAGCUCAUUACAGGCAUUUAAUCAGACUGACGUGAUACAAUCCCACAUAGACGCCACUCUUAGAAACAUUGUCAGCAUCAGACAAGUGCUGCGAAGUCUCAGCAUACCGGAAUAUGUGCCUCCAACCAGUGGUGGAGAAGACAAGGAGACGCAGAAAGUGUCCUCGAUCUCAGAGCUGUUUCAGAUCCACGUCAACUUCCUGCGGGGAAAAGUGCGUCUUCUGCUGGCCAGUGCACCUGUCUGCCAUCAAGGUGUCAGCUGAUACACACUUCAGGGCAAGAGUCAAACUAACUGAAGCUCCUCAUAUCAGGAGGCAGGAUAUGGACUAUUACAAAGGAUAUGUCGCCGAAGUUUGAAUGACUGGGAGUUGUAGCACUUUGAAAGAUUUUACUCACAAAGGGAAAAGAAUACAUCCCCCAGAAUGCCAAGCGCCCCCAACGGCCGUCUUCACUGUGUGUCGAGCAUUUGCAAACCCACCCGGCAAAAUCAACCAGAAGGCAUCGUAAAACUGCAAGAAAUCACUCCUCUUUCCCCAUAUGACUGAUGCAACUUUCCCAGCUCGACUGGGGAAGGGUUAUCUGGGACUCUUUAAAAAGUGUUUUGUACUGCUUAUGAAAUUGUCAUUAUUUAUAUAGAUUAUAUAUAUUUCCUAGAGCUGGAAUCACUGGCUUUUUGCAGGUUCUUCUCUGAAGCUAUUCAAGAGAAAGCCUCUCUUCCUCCAUCCACCAUGGCCUCAAGCACCUCCAAACGUUGAAGAUGUUGAUAGAGAAGACUAUUUAUCAAUAUUAAUUAUGCACUGUAGGUUUUAUAUUCAUUUCCGUGUAUAUGUGUGUGUGUGACACUUUUUGAGAAUGCUGCAGGGAAUGAUUUAAAUGUCAGGGGAGGAAGGUUGUAAUGCUGAAUUCUUACGGGUCAGUUGGGGUGAACAGGAAGAAGGACUAGAUUGCUGCUUGCGUCGGGGGAAUUGAAAGCUUUCGUGAGAGAGCUGAUGAGGCUCUGCGUUUGCUCAUGUCUGAAUUACGCCGAUGAGCGCGGCCUUGUACAGAUAACGCUGGUGCCAGGAAAAAUAUUGAUUAGUGUAUGACGAACAUCCUUCCACUUCACGCUCAACGCUGCAUACUUUCCUUUGGGAAAUGAUCGUAAGGUUGACAUCUUGUUUCUCUUUUUCUGUUUAACUUGUUUGUGUUUUUCGUAAAUAGCCUGU
Molecule: messenger RNA, 1837 nt
Organism: Rhinichthys klamathensis goyatoka
Lineage: Eukaryota; Metazoa; Chordata; Actinopteri; Cypriniformes; Leuciscidae
Gene: epoa
Product: erythropoietin a
Exons: 5
Coding region: 344-895 (183 amino acids)
Biological process (GO): nucleate erythrocyte development
Cellular component (GO): extracellular region
Molecular function (GO): erythropoietin receptor binding; hormone activity; cytokine activity
Source: RefSeq, a predicted model, not a curated record